Messenger RNA from Rhincodon typus (whale shark), 548 nucleotides. RefSeq names its product rho-related GTP-binding protein RhoE-like. The transcript has 2 exons. Gene Ontology annotation, biological process: small GTPase-mediated signal transduction. The annotation marks the transcript as partial. NCBI's taxonomy places the organism in Eukaryota, Metazoa, Chordata, Chondrichthyes, Orectolobiformes, Rhincodontidae. The record is from RefSeq and is a predicted model, not a curated record. Gene Ontology annotation, molecular function: GTPase activity; GTP binding.
UGUUGGCCCCUCCCUGGUACCGCCUCUAUUUGCAUAUCUCCGGGACCAUUGCACUGAUUGGCGACUCUAUGUUCAAUGAAGAGCUCCCGGCUCAUAUUCUAGGAGCCCUGAGAUAGCAAGGCAGUCGGAUUCAAGGAGCUAAAAGUACAGUGAAGAGAGCGAGCUGUCUCCUCACACUCUGGAUGACCAGUUGAGGGCUACGGUCAAUGAAAGAAGUGACUAGGCAUCAGGACCGGGAUCAGAGCAUGGAGAAUCAAAUCGCUCGUUGCAAGAUUGUCGUAGUUGGGGAUGCACAGUGUGGGAAAACAACUUUAUUACAUGUAUUUGCUAAGGAUUGUUAUCCCGAGAAUUAUGUUCCUACUGUGUUUGAGAACUACACGGCGAGUUUUGAAAUUGACAAGCAAAGAAUCGAGUUGAACAUGUGGGACACUUCAGGUGAGUUGUUCCGUUUAAACCAGGGACUGCUGCUGGCUUCAGGGAUGACUCAAAAAAUAACAGGAGAACUGUGCGCCAUUGCACCAAGCCGGUGUUACACCUGGACCGUCCAA